GUUCAAGAUGGCUGAUAAAACUGCGGUGGUACAUUUUUUCCAUUCAAUUUGUUUUCUUGUGCUCUUCUCGCCAUCAUCGGUCUGUCUGACAUUUGUUUCUUUAGGUCGCUGAACUGUUCGAUACGAUUCUGGUGUUUUUCACCCUUUGAUCGAAUUCACGGGGCAUAUCUGACAGUGUAAUUUGGAGUGUUUUAGGUUCUUGAUUUUGGGUUUGUCUCCUCCCCUCUUGUGGGGGGUUUUUGUUUUGUGCGGGCUUGCUAACCUUUCUGUACGAGUGCAGAUCCCAAUAUAGUCACUUGAUUACCCGUCGUCUUCGUGAACUCAAUGUCUACGCUGAGAUGCUCCCGUGUACUCAGAAACUCGCAGACCUGUCAUGGAAGCCGAAGGGCGUGAUUCUCUCCGGGUCUCCAUAUUCUGUCUAUGAUGCCGACGCACCACACGCCGAUCCUGCUGUUUUUGAGCUUGAGGUGUUAUCACAUACUCUCCCCCCCACCACUUCCAACAAAGCUGACGUGUGCCUCUCCCCAAAGGUUCCAGUCCUCGGGGUCUGCUACGGCCUCCAAGAAAUUGCCUGGAACUACGGCAAGGACGUCUCCGCUGGCAAUCGCAAAGAGUACGGCCAUGCCAUCCUCAGCGUGACCAGACACAUUGACGCUCCCUCUCACAUCGACAUCCUAUUUUCUGGCCUGACGGAUGAACUUGAGGUAUGGAUGUCCCACGGCGACAAGCUCCGCGCUCUGCCAAAGGACUUUGUCACCAUUGCUACCACCUCCAACGCGCCCUUUGCCGGAAUCGCACAUAUGCAGAAGAAGCUCUACGGCAUCCAGUUCCAUCCGGAGGUUACGCAUACUCCCUGCGGGAAGGCGUUGGUUGAAAACUUUGCUGUUAAGCUCUGCCAGUGCAAGCAGAAUUGGACCAUGGAGAGGUUUGUCGACACCGAAAUUGAUAGAAUCAGGAAGGUUGUCGGGCCCACGGGACAGGUUAUCGGGGCUGUUUCUGGAGGUGUCGAUUCCACGGUUGCAGCGAAGCUAAUGCAUGAGGCCAUUGGUGACCGGUUCCAUGCUAUUCUCGUUGACAACGGCGUUAUGAGGUUAAACGAAUGUGCAAUUGCGCAUAAGACCUUGACUGAAGGGUUGGGGAUUAACCUUACUGUUGUUGAUGCCUCUGAGGAGUUCUUGGGGAAGCUUAAGGGUGUCGAGGAUCCUGAGAGGAAGAGGAAGAUCAUUGGAAAUACCUUUAUUGAGGUUUUCCAGAGGGAGGCUGAGAGGGUCAUGAGGGAGAGUGGCGGUGCUGUGGAUUUCUUGCUUCAGGGGACUUUGUACCCGGAUGUCAUUGAGAGCAUAUCUUUCAAGGGCCCUAGCGCUACUAUUAAGACGCACCACGAAUGUACCCUCCUUCUCUCAUCCUCAGGUGUCUGCUAACAAAAAGGUUAGAAUGUGGGUGGCCUCCUAGAAAACAUGAAACUCAAGCUUAUUGAGCCCCUUCGCGAACUCUUCAAAGGUAACCUCCCGCCCUCCCCUUCGCAUGCGAAGGGUGCAAACUAACAGCUUCAAAAAAAAAAGACGAAGUUCGCGUCCUCGGCACAAACCUCGGCAUCCCGGAAGACCUAGUCUGGCGCCACCCCUUCCCGGGCCCUGGCAUAGCCAUCCGCAUCCUGGGAGAAGUGACUCCCACGCAAGUCGCCAUCGCUCGUAAAGCGGAUCAUAUCUACAUCGAGGAGAUCAAGGCCGCUGGCCUCUACCGCAAGAUAUCCCAAGCCUACGCUGCGCUCCUACCCGUCCGCGCUGUCGGUGUCAUGGGUGACAAGCGGGUCCACGACCAGGUCAUCGCCCUGAGAGCCGUCGAGACCACGGACUACAUGACAGCCGAUUGGUUCGAUUUUGACGGAAAGUUCCUGAGGAAAGUUGCCGGCCGGAUUGUCAACGAGGUGGAUGGCGUUUGUAGGGUUGUCUACGAUGUUACACAGAAACCCCCGGGGACUAUUGAGUUUCAGUAGUCUAGAGGUUGCCUGGUUUGCAAAUGGGUUUUUAGACAAUAGAUGGGGCCAAGUUUAUUA
Molecule: messenger RNA, 2056 nt
Organism: Tuber aestivum (summer truffle)
Lineage: Eukaryota; Fungi; Ascomycota; Pezizomycetes; Pezizales; Tuberaceae
Source: the annotation of a GenBank genome assembly